Daphnia magna is the source of this 1593-nucleotide messenger RNA. RefSeq names its product type 2 phosphatidylinositol 4,5-bisphosphate 4-phosphatase. The record is from RefSeq and is a predicted model, not a curated record. The transcript has 7 exons. Bases 120 to 863 code for a protein of 247 amino acids. Lineage: Eukaryota; Metazoa; Arthropoda; Branchiopoda; Diplostraca; Daphniidae. Gene Ontology annotation, molecular function: phosphatidylinositol-4,5-bisphosphate 4-phosphatase activity. Gene Ontology annotation, biological process: phosphatidylinositol dephosphorylation. Gene Ontology annotation, cellular component: late endosome membrane; lysosomal membrane; plasma membrane.
UUGGCGAAGAUCUGAGAACAGGGUAAUGUUGAGAACUGUAGUCUAGUUACGGGGGUGUUUCUUUAUGGUCACUUUUCUUAGUUGUCUUACCGAAGUUUGUUUAAAGUACCAAAUUACAAAUGCCGUCUGAUGAGCGGAAACCUCUUGUUAGUCAUGAUUAUGGUGGAGAUCUGGCUGCUAAUAUUGCCCAAGAAGUUGAUGAAGUUUCCCCACCUUAUGGAUCCACAAAUGACACAAGCUCAUGGACAACAGGAGCAGCACAGUUAAAUGGAAACCCUAUGGUUACUUGUAGAGUGUGCCAAGCUCUCAUUGACAUCUCUGGCAAAAAAGACCAGCAUGUUGUUAAGUGUGCUGAAUGUCAUGAAGCAACACCAAUAAAAAAUGCCCCACCUGGGAAGAAAUAUGUGAGGUGUCCUUGCAACUGCCUCUUGAUAUGCAAAGCUACAUCUCAACGAAUUGCUUGCCCUAGACCUAGUUGCAAGAGGAUCAUCAAUCUGACAACAAACCCUACUAACCCUUCAGUUCCAUCUGUUCCUGGAAUGUGUCGUGUCACAUGUGCUCAUUGUCAUGACACUUUUCUGUUCAACACCCUGACAAAUGCUUUAGCCAGAUGCCCUCAUUGCAGAAGAGUAUCAUCUGUUGGGCCGGAUUUUGCCAGGAAGAGGGCAACUAUUUUCUUGGUUUUAAGCAUGGUUUUUAUCGCCGUUGGUGUUGGAGUAACGUGGGGUACUUAUCAUAUAGCGGUUUCCAAAGGAGGAAUGUACGUGGUAUACGUGGGUGCAUUUCUCAUUGCCUUGAUCUUAUUUAUUCGAAGCAUCUACUAUUGGACGAUGAAAGUCAGUGUGAUAGAAGGUCCAAUGUAGUUAGCUGGGUUUCCUUCAAUUUAGUCUUGCUAUGGCGGUUGUCUACCUUUUUUCUUGUAUCUUGCUUUUCAUAAUUAUGUAGAAAUAUGUUUAUUCAUGAUGAUAGUUAAGUGGCAUAUGCACAUCCCUUAAUCGAAGAACGGUAAAGGCAAACAAAAUGUGAACGUUUCACCUUAAGAUUUAAAGGACAUUCCGCGUUUGCAUUGGUGUUUUACCUUCAAUUAAGCGUCUCCACUACUAUACUCUUCCAAAAUUUAUCCUUAACCGGAACUUGAUUAUUCAUCGCCCUCCAUCUCAACGUCUUUUUUUACGAAGCGAUCGGUCGAAAAAAAUUUGCUUUUCUACUCGGAACUCCUGAGGUAUCUAUUAUAACAGUCACAUUAUGAUAGAAACGAUAUUAAUCUAUGAAACAGGCCUUAUAUAAUUAAGCGGGCCAGAGUUAAAAUUGAGAAACUUAUUGGGAUCCGUGUAACCAGUCGGUUCAUUUAUCUCCUAAACCAUGUAGCCGUUCUCAUUGAAACCUAAAAUGUCGUCAUUCGCUCAUUCGAAUGUGCCCCAUUCAGUGAUUUUUGGUUUAUUCUAGUUAUCUAAAGAAUUUAUUGAUGUGCGUAAACUCCCUGCGGUAGUUCCGAACAGUCGGAGUGAUGGGAGGCUUCAACGUUUCCAUCUACCACUGUUCCAUGAUUGGUUAAACUAUAUGUUGUUUUGAAUAAAUACGCAUAGAUUCUUA